GGCCGGCUGUCUCUGAGUGUGUGUGGGUCAGGUGUAAGGUUUGUGUAAGUGGAGGAACUGAGCUGAGCUCCAGGCUGAGAUUUUACCUCUCCUUCCUCUGGGUUCGUGGGCCGGAAUGUGUGCUGGGUGCUGAGUUGUGGGAGCGGAUCUUCUACAGGCUUCAUCAGACAUGGAGAACGGAGGGUCUAUGAACAUGCUGGACGAUGAGGAGGCCCUGUGGGGGAACGUGGAGAAGAACCGGUACAUUCUGUGCCGAUAUAUAAACCCCAGCAAGCUGACCUCAUAUCUGAGACAGUGCAAGGUUAUCGACGAGCAGGACGAGGAUGAGGUGCUGCACUCCUUACUGCUCGAGACUAAGGCCAGCCGUGCAGGUCGACUGCUGGAUAUCCUUCACACCAAAGGCGAGCGAGGCUAUAUAGUGUUUCUGGAGAGUCUGGAGUUGUACUACCCUGACCUGUAUCAAAUGGUGACGGGGAAGGAGCCCACUCGGAGGUGUUCUUCUAUAGUAGUUGAGGAGGGCCAUGAAGGUCUGACCCAGUUCCUGAUGAAUGAGGUGAUGAAGCUGCAGCAACAAGCCAAAGUCAAAGACGUCCAGCGGGUAGACAUCUUGGCCCAGAACCGAACGCUGGAGGACGAGCAUAAGAAGCUGCGGCUGGCCAACCAGGAGCUGCGCACCUUCCAGGAGCGCUACAACAAGAUGAAGGAGGAACGCAACCACUGCAACGAUGAGCUCAUCAAAGUGAAGGACGACAACUACCAGCUGGCCAUGCGCUACGCCCAGCUCAGCGAGGAGAAGAACAUGGCCGUCAUGAGGAGCCGAGACCUGCAGCUGGAGAUUGACCAGCUGAAGCACAAGCUGAACAAGGUGGAGGAGGAGUGUAAGAUGGAGAGGCGGCAAUCACUGAAGCUGAAGAAUGAUAUCGAGAACCGGCCCCGCAAAGAGCAGAUCUAUGAGCUGGAGAGAGAAAAUGAAGUUCUGAAGAUCAAACUCCAGGAGCUGCAGUCUAUCAUACAGCCUGGACCACUGACAGAAUCAGAUAAAGCCCUGAGGGACAUCCUAGAACAGGACCGUCAGGAGGCUCUGGAAGAUCGACAGGAGUUGGUCAAUAGACUGUAUAACCUGCAUGAGGAAGUCCGUCAGGCUGAGGAGCUCAGAGACAAGUACCUCGAGGAGAAGGAAGACCUUGAGCUGAAGUGCUCCACUCUGGUGAAGGAUUGUGAGAUGUAUAAGAAUCGGAUGAACACCAUCAUUGUGCAGCUGGAGGAGGUGGAGCGCGAGCGGGACCAGGCGUUUAAGUCCAGAGACGAGGCCCAGAAUCAGGUGUCUCAGUGUCUGAUUGAUAAAGAUAAGUACCGUAAGCAGAUCCGCGAGCUGGAGGAGAAGAGUGAUGAGCUGCACAUUGAGAUCAUGCAUAAAGAAGCCAAAAUUCUCACCUUGGAGUCCAAACUACGACGCCUUUCCAAGGAGCAUGGCUUUGAUUUGACCCAGAGUUUGCCUCGAGAUAUUCCUCAGAGGAUCAUAUUUAAUAACUUUGAGCACCAGGACACCAAGACUCCGUCUGAGGACUCCGGGGAGGAGCCUAUAGAAGACAUGUUCCUUCCUGAUGUCUCCCGGUUAAAACGCAGGCCAAACCUUAAAGGGUUCCCAUACCCUCCUCAGAUCAGAGCAAAAUCGCCAAUCUCUCCACCCAAAUCUUUGGAUUUUCAAGCUGCACCACAUACCAACGGAGGCCUGUCAGAUGCUGUAAUCGCAGACACCGCCUCCGUGAUGACAAACUCACCCUUUGGGCCCCGUUACCGGAAUGACAGCAUCAUGUCCACAGCCGCCGAGCCUCCAGAGAAGGCGUCCAUCCUCAGGAGGACUAAAGAAGGAGACCAUGAAUUCGUGCCCAGAUGCCAUGAUUCGCUGGACUCUGAUAGUGGAGACAACAUGGACAUGGAUGACACGGACACAGUGUCUUACGGCCCACCAUCCAUCCACUCCUCCUCGUCCUCCCAUCAGUCGGAGGGCAUCGACUCCUACGACCUGGAGCAAGUCAACAACAUCUUCAGGAAAUUUUCACUGGAGAGGCCGUUUCGUCCCUCUCUUACCUCCUGUACUCGCUCCAGCACUUCACGCCCGGUGCAGGACCUGGUUCUCUCGGGAGACUCUCUGCUGUCAGACAUUACUCUGGUCGGGGGCAAUGACAGCGGCAUAUUUGUGUCCUCAGUCCUCCCUGGCUCCAACGCAGAUAGGGCCGGCCUGAAGGCGGGGCAUCAUCUCUUGAUGCUUAAGGGCUGUAUCCGGGGGGAGCCCCAGAGCGUGCCCCUGGACACGUGCACUCAGGAGGAGGCUCACUGGACGCUGCAGAGAUGCACUGGACCAGUUCAGCUCCAUUACAGAUGUAACUUUGAGGGCUACAGGCGGCUGCAGAAGGACAUGGACGAGGGCCGAGUGGUGUCUGGCGACUCGUUCUACAUCCGCGUCAACCUGAACAUUUCCUGUCAGCUGGACAGCUGCUCUCUGAACGUGCGCUGUGACGAGGUGCUGCAUGUGUUGGACACCAGGCACCAGGGCAGGUGUGAAUGGCUGUGUGCCCGUGUGGACACCUUCAGCGACAAGGACCUGGAAAAGGGCACCAUACCCAGCUACAGCAGGGCCCAGCAGCUCCUCCUGGUGAAGAUCCAGAAGCUGAUGUGUCGCGGAGGCCGGGAGGAGGCGGAGAGUCUGCGGGGACUGCGGACCACUUUGCAGCCUGAGGAGCCCACCCCACCACUGGACCCCAAGUCCAGCCCUCGUCUAUCCAGAGCCAGCAUCUUCAUUUGCCAAAUCCUCCAGUUUGUCAGCAGGGCUGACAACAAGUACAAAAGGAUGGACAGCAAUGACCGUGUCCGCAUCGUCAAUGGAGGACAUCUGGCAACUCUUCCCAGAGCAAGCUUUGAAAGCAUGAAGCCUGACGACUGCUCAGACUCUGAGAAUGACCUGAACAAGAGUGAUCUGAACCUGAUACCAUACAGUCCAGUAACCCCACACCACUGCCCACGCAAACGCCCUGUGCUGUUCUCCCCCAACAUCCUGGCCAAGACCAUCGUUCAGAAAUUCCUCAACUCCGGAGGAGCCAUGGAGUUCAACAUCUGUAAACCAGACAUCCUGACAAAAGAUGAAUUCCUGAUGAAGCAGAAGAUUGAGCCCAUCAUCUACUCUAAAGAGAAGCAAGCCAACACGUUCGAGUGCGUCACCCCUGAGAACAUCGAGGCCGUCGCCUACAAGAAUAAACACUGUCUCCUGGAAGCCGAUCUGAGCUGUGCGAAAGACUUGCUCAGGAGAGAAAUCUACCCCAUCAUUAUCUUCAUCAAAAUCUGCGAGAGGAACAUCAAGAAAUUAAAGAGGCUGCUGAAGAUGGACUCGGAAGAGGACUUCCUGAAGAUGUUCCGGGCUAAAGAGAAGGAGCUGGAGGCGCUGCCGUGUCUCUACGCCACCGUGGAGCCCGACUCCUGGGGUGGAGUGGAGGAUCUUCUGAGGGUCAUCAAAGACAAGAUCAUGGAGGAGCAGAAGAAAACGGUCUGGGUUGAGCAGGAAAUGCUGUAGGUGACCUGGGGUGGCCGUCGCUGAGAGGACAGUGUGCGGACACUUUUAGCAUUCCUGCAGGCAGCAUGUCUCACACUCAGACUCUCAUCAGAGAGGAAUGUGCUGGAAUGUGUGUACAUGCCACCGCCACUGGAACACCAAGUGACACUGAGGUAAUGAAGUAUGUGGCAACUCUGCCGAGAAGAAAAAUGCGGUCCAGGAAUGCUGUCCCGCUCAAGUGGAAGCUUUCACAUUCAGAGCCUUUUUAUCUGUUGUCCUGCAGAAGCGCCGCUGCUGUCAAUAAAACGUUCGUUUGCCCACACUCCAUCCAUAAUACCCAAUAAGCCAGAGUCCAUUGCACUUUGUUGGAGUCCAUCCGCGCUGUUUGCGGAUCCCUCGCUGCAGUUGUCAUAAAUCAUUCGGAGUGACCGCAAACAAGAUUAAUGUUGAUCAUUGUAAAUUGAAUUUGAUGCCCUUAUCGUCGCAUUUGUUUUUAAUGAUGGAGCAGAACAGCAGAAUAUUUGUUUUCCCAGUAAGUAUAUUUAUAUAUAUAUAUUUAUAUUGUGGCUGAACUGCAGUACACUAUUAACCAAAAGAAGAUCUACUGUUCCUGGUACCACUUUAUUUAAAGGUUACGUCCUUACAUACAUACAUAACACACCAUAACACAACUUCAUAACACAUUAAUAAGCAUUGAAUAAUGUACUCAACAUGAUAGUGUUUUAAAUGUGUAAUUAUGAAUACCUUAUGCCAGUGCUCAACAUGUAUAGUACAAUAUAUUAAUGAGGCUGUUCUGAUAUAACUUGUGCAAGUUAUUGAAAAUAUCAUAGUUAAAACUUCAUAGAUUUAUUAAGUUUAAUAAUAUGUUCUUAGCAAUGAUAUAAAGCAUGAAAAAGACUUUUUAAUUCAUAACAUAUUGCUGAAUUAUAAUAUCAUGAGAAAUGUUCCGAACACUAUUCAUUUGUGACCUCCAUAAUCUACAUAUAUUUGAUCUGUAUUAUAAACGCUGUAUUCAGUGGAAAUUAUGCUUUAUUACAGUGUUAUAAAUGAAGAUUUAUUUGGUAACACUUUAUUAUUUGUAUUUCCUUAAGAUUGCAUUAUAAAUGAAUUAAUUACAAUUCUGAAAGGUUUCCUUGGAGAUACAAGGUUUCUGCAUGACAACAAAGAUAUUUAUAAUAUCCAAAUAGAUGACGCUUCAUAACACAUUCAUAAGCUUGGAAUAAUGUAUUUAAAAAAUUGAUUUAAUGCAAAUGUUACCCAGAUGUCCCAAUAUUUUUACAUGAUAUAUUUGAUAAUAAUAAUCUAAAUGCCCUGAGUAUGUAGGUAUCCUUCAAAUAAAGUGUUACCAAAUAAAGCUUUAUUUAUAACAAUGUAAUAAAGUAUAAUUUCAAUGGAAUAAAGCGUUUAUAAGACAGAUGCCUGUUUAUAAAAGAUACAGAUCAGAUAUACAGUUCUACAAAAGUAGAUUUUGAAGUCCGCAAACUAAAGUGGUGGCACAUUUCUCAUGAUAACAUGAUUCAGCAAACAUGUUAUGUAUUAGGAAGGCUCUUUAAUGUCUUAUAUCACUGCUAUUAAUUUUAAUAAACCAUAUCUAUGAUGUUGUAACUGUGAAUUCCUCUAUUACUUAAAAGAGACUAUAGAAGGAUACCUACAUACUCAGAACCUUCAGAUUAUUAUUAUUAUCAAAUAUAUUAUCAAAUAAUUGGGACAGGCUUAUCUGGGUAACACUUGCAUUAAAUACUCAAGUUAUUAAAUACAUUAUUCAAAGCUUAUGAAUGUGUUAGGAAGCCUCUAUGCAUGCACUCUUUGAAAUAAACUGUUAGCAUUGUUUCUGAAGCUGUAUGAUGUGCAGCUGAUGUGUGGGUGGACGUCUUCGCUGUGUGUGUUUGAUGUAGUAAACAGUGAGGUUGGAAGUGUAGGGCAUUAAGUUGACUGUAUGGUUGUGUGUGAGUGAUGGUGCGCUGUCUAUGUGAAGACGUUUUUUUUUUUUUAUAUGAAUAGAUGUAUUUUUAAUGCAUCCAGAUAUAUGGGAACUGUCACAGAGAAUAAAACUGUAUAUUUGGCUCACAAAGCAAAACGUAGCUCAUAUAUGGAAGUACUUGGCCUUGUGUCAUCUCUUUAUGAUGACUGUCAUUGUCUGGGGAUUGUAUAUAUAUUACUGAUGUCAUGCAUAAGCCUUGUAUCUCCAAGGAAAUGAGAAACAUUGAGAAAACAUUGUUAACAUUGUUUCAGUGGAAGUUGAUUUAAAAAGAUUUUAUUCCAAGUCAUUUUGGAGCGUUUCCAUUGGUCACUUUUUGCCGUGUUGUUCAGUAUAUUGGAUCAAAAUUUUAAUAGAAAUGCUCUAAAAUGACGUAGGUUUUUUUUUUACAUUGACUUUUAUUGACAGUUAGGAAGUUUACACUGGUGCUUUGGAGAUUCAAGUUUUUUGAGUGAGAGCGGCAAUAUACAGUUGCAAAAAAAAGUAGGUAAACCAUUUGGGAUUAUUUGGAUUUCUGCAUAAAUUGGCCAUUAAAUGUGUUCUGAUCUUCAUCUAAGUCACAACAAUAGACAAACACAGUCUGCUUAAACUUAAACCACAAAAAAAAAAAAAAAAAAUAUAUAUAUAUAUAUAUAUAUAUAUAUAUAUAUAUGUUUGCAUGUUUUUUUUUUUUUUUUUAACACAAUACGUUAUCAUUCACAGUGAGGGUGGAAAAAGUAUGUGAAUCUUUGGAUUUAAUAAUUGGUUGAUCCUCCUUUGGCAGCAAAAACCUCAACUAAACAUUUCCUGUAGCUACAGAUCAGACCUGCACAACGGUAUAUAUAUAUAUAUAUAGGUUUGUCUAAUAUAAACUGCCAGAUUGACAUUAUGUCAAAAAAAUAUAUAUAGCCGCUGUCACACAAUUAACAUCAUCUUCCUUUUUUCAUUUAUUUAUUUUUCACUUUUUGGCAUAAUGUGAAUCUGGCACUUUCAUGAUAAUCAGACCUAUAUAAAUACAAAUUUACAUAUUUUAGCAUUGACUUGCAUUGAAAGCUAAAAAGGUUUUAGUUACUGUUUUGGAGAAUUAUGUUUUUUUAAAUAUAUAUUUACACUAUAUGGACAAAAGUAUUGGGACACACCUUUAUUUAUUAAAUGCAGGUGUUUAAUGAAUUCCAUUGCCUUAAUUUGUAUGAAACUAUGAAACAGGAAAUAGUAUAAUGUAUAAUAGACACUGCCGGUCACAAUCAUUCCCACCCACUGCGCUGUCUACUGUGGGUGAUAAUGCCUUAUAUGUACAUUUGACACUGUGAAUGGAGGAACGUUAAAUACCGGCACAGUUUCACAACUUCAGAAAGGGGAUGUCACAUCUAUCUAUCUAUGAAAUUAAAUCUAUCCAUCUUUUCAUCCUUUUCUUCCUGGUCAAAGGGUUUGGAGCUCAGAUGACAUGUUUUGUUGUUGUUUUUUUUAGGUGAAAAUAAGUGAAAAAGUAAAUAUAUUAGGAAAAAAAAACAUUAUUUUAUAGCAUUAAUAGUGCAAAGUGUUACAUAUUGCUCAGUAUACUAUCUUUACAUAUACAAAAAAUAUAUACAGAAAUGUGCAUUAGUCUAUGAAAACCCCAUACAGAUUGCUCAGUAUACUGUCUUUAAGGAAGCAAUUGUAGAUUAUUAAAUUUGAACAAAUUAGGAAAAAAAUAUACAUAUAUAAAAUGUGCAUUAGUCUAUAAAAAGCCAAUUUUUUCAUAGAAUAAUGCACAUUUUAAAUAUAUGUUUUUUUUUUUUUUUACUUAUUUUCACUUAAGAAAAUGUAAUUAAACUUACCAAUGUUUGGCCAAGACCACUCAACCUUUUACAUAUUAUCACAUAUAAUAAGUAUAGUAGGAUACAUUGAAGCAUAUAUAUGUAUCUUAUACAGCUGCGAAAAGUUACUCUUGGUCUUUAAUCUCAGUAUAUUAUGUUAUAAUACAAUUAACAUUUAUUGCUGCCAGUUUUUUUUUUAUUCCACUGAAUGUACAUGUGUGUGUUUGCUCAAAGUAUGUAUUUAUUAUAAAAAGUUUUUUUUACAGUUGAAUUAGUUCAGAUGGAUUUAUAUAUGUGUAAAAUGUGUAAUAAAUAUACAACAUUGAUUGCACAGAAUCGUAAUAAACUCUUUUAACCUGAUUCCUGGUAGCUGAAGCCCUGUAUACAUAAAUGAAUGUACUUUAUAUCAGUGAUGUAUCAGUGUGCUGUUUGUAUGUGUGUGUGUGUGUGUUUCACAUUAAAUGCUUUUCUAAAGAA
This is a messenger RNA of Astyanax mexicanus (Mexican tetra), 7777 nucleotides long. It is a transcript of the gene card11, whose product is annotated as caspase recruitment domain family, member 11. The transcript has 24 exons. Gene Ontology annotation, molecular function: protein binding. Gene Ontology annotation, biological process: regulation of apoptotic process. Bases 170 to 3568 code for a protein of 1132 amino acids. The record is from RefSeq and is a predicted model, not a curated record. Lineage: Eukaryota; Metazoa; Chordata; Actinopteri; Characiformes; Acestrorhamphidae.